UCCAAGAGGGAAGUUGACCCGUUAAGCCUCAGCGGCCAUGGCGGCGCGCUCGCCGCCCCCGCCGCCCCCGCCGCCCCCACCGCCCUCAACACCCCCUUCGCCCCCAGCGCGACGGUUGGGCCCCUGGUCCCCAGAUGUUGGGCGGGGAGCUGAGGUACACGCAGUGUGCAGCAAGGCCUCGGGUCUUGACGGCGCAGCGCGGGAGUUCGUCGCAGGCAAAAUUAAUUUAUCCGCGUGGGGCGAAGUAGGGUCAGGGGGCCGGGCAGGACGAGGGGGCGCGGCUCCGGCUCUUGCUCCCUUCGUUAGCGCGCCCAUGGAGUCCAGGAGGCUAGAGGGCAUCUCGGUAGAGGAGGCGAUGGUGACCCGGACGCAGCUGCUGGAAGAAGAGCUGAACAGCCUAAAGGAGGAGCUGGCCCUGUGUCAGGCUGAUAAAGAAUUUGUAUGGUCUUUGUGGAAACGUCUCCAAGUGACAAACCCAGAUCUCACACAGGCAGUCAGCUUGGUUGUGGAAAGAGAAAAACAGAAAUCUGAAGCUAAAGACAGAAAAGUUCUAGAAAUUUUGCAAGUCAAGGAUGCCAAGAUACAAGAAUUAGAACAGAGAGAAUCAGUACUCAAACAGGAAAUAAAUGACCUUGUAAAAAGGAAGAUUGCAAAAGAUGAUGAAAAUGAUUUCUUAAGGAAUGAAUUUAGUACCUUGCAGAAGAAAUUUAAAGAUAAAAGUCAAGAACUUAAGGACACCAAGGAGUGUGUACAGAGUAAGGAAGAACAAAACAGACUGGUUAUAAAAAAUCUGGAGGAGGAAAAUAAGAAAUUAAGUACAUGCUGUGCUGACCUGCUAAAUGACCUGGAGAAAUUGAGGAAGCAGGAAGCACAUUGGAGAAAAGAAAAAUAUGGUGUUGAUGCAAAAAUAAAGGCCUUUGAAGACAAUUUAAUUGAAGCAAGGAAAGAAAUUGAAGUAUCACAAAGUAAAUAUAAUGCCCUAUCAGUACAGCUGAAUAAUAAACAGACUGAACUUAUCCAGAAGGAUAUGGAUAUUACCCUGGUCAGGAAGGAGUUGCAGGAGCUUCAGAAUCUUUAUAAGCAAAACAGUGCACAUACAGCACAGCAAGCAGAGCUGAUCCAGCAGCUUCAGGUUCUCAAUAUGGACACACAAAAAGUACUGAGAAAUCAGGAAGAUGUUCAUACAGCUGAAAGUAUAUCAUAUCAAAAACUUUACAAUGAGUUACAUAUUUGUUUUGAAACCACAAAAUCAAGUGAAGCUAUGCUCCGGCGAAGUGUUGUUAGUCUUCAGGAUCAGCUACUUCAAAAGGAACAAGAGAAUGCUAAAUUAAAAGAAAAACUUCAAGAAUCCCAAAGAACGCCUGGUCUCUUACCUCAAGAGUGUGAUUCAGACCACUCAGAACAGGUAUCUCAACAGCCAUCUUUAACCAGCCUAGAAACGUUAAUGAUCUCGCAGAAGUCUGAAAUUGACUAUUUACAGGAGAAACUGAAAAUAGCAAAUGAAAAACUAUCAGAGAACAGGUCUACCAAUAAGGCGUUUUCAGAGAGCAUUAUGGAAAGUGCAGAAGGAAAACAUAAGGAAACCACCCUGUGAAAUGCCAAGGUCUUUGUCCCCAAAGACUCUUUCAUAGAAUCAGAGGAGCUUAAGAAGCUGAGAAAGGCUGAAAGAAAGAUUGAAAACUUAGAGAAGACACUGCAACUAAAGAGCCAAGAAAAUGAUGAGCUAAGAGAUGCCCAUGAAAAACACAAGGAAAGGCUACAGAUGUUACAGACCAACUACAGAGCACUAAAAGAGCAAUUAAAACAGUGGGAAGAAGGCAGUGGCAUGACUGAAAUCAGAAAAAUCAAGAGAGCAGAUCCCCAGCAACUUCAACAAGAAGAUUCCGAUGCUGUGUGGAAUGAACUGGCAUAUUUCAAAAGGGAGAACCAGGAACUAAUGAAUGAAAAGAUGAAUCUUCAAGAAGAAUUGGAUGAACUUAAAGUGUAUGUAUCCAUUAAUAAGGCAGCAAUACAAGAAUCAGAUACAUAUAUGGAAGAGGAAAGAAAAGAACUUCUCUUUAGAUAUGGUGAAGAUGAAGGGGUCAAGAAGAGUACUCCAGAGAAGAAUGGGAAACAAAUGUCAGAACAGACAUUUCAGAAGGUAAUUGAAUUGGAAAAUAGGAUAAAAUCUUUUGAUAAAAUGUCAAGAAAAUUAAAAGAAGAGAAUAAAAAGUUAAUGAACGAAAAUGAUUUCCUGAAAUCACUCUUAAAACAGCAGCAAGAAGGUGCAGAAACCAGAGAAAAAGAACUGGAACAGCUAGUAAAGAGGAAUGAAGAUGUAGAAAAAGAGAAAUCUGAACUUCAAGUAAAAAUCAGUAAGCUGGAGAGAGAAGUCACUUCCCUAAGGAGACAAGUGGCAGAAGCUAAUAGGUUGAAAAAUGAAAAUGAAGAGCCGAUGAAUCUAAUGGAGAAACUACAGCAUACAGCAGACAAAGCUAAAUCUGAGAUGGGCACCACGAAAGUGAGAUCUGGACAAUACAAUUGUAAGACAACCACGACCAAGGUUAAAUUUAAAGCUGCCAAGAAGAAGUUCUCUGUGGGUCAUCACCACACUGUUCUCAAUCAUUCCAUCAAGGUUAUGAGCAAUGUGUUUGAGAACCUUGGUAAGGAUGGCUGGGAGGAUGUGAGUGAAAGCAGCAGUGAUUCAGAAACACAGACCUCUCAACACUUGGGAACAAUUAUUGUAGAAACAUCCCAGAAAAUAAGUCCUAUAGAAGAUGGAGGAGAUCAGAAAGAAAGUGAUCAAACAGAAGACAGUGAAACACAAGAGAAAGAAAUAGUACAAGUAUAUUCAAAUAUGGAUGGCAAGUUCCCAAAGGAGUUUUCUCAUUACAAGAAUACCAGAAAACCGAAUUUCCAAAAGAAUAAUGGUAAUAUGCAAAAGAGUUCACAUACAACAAUUCCUAACAGAGUUAACAGAGAAAAGAGGAAAAAUAUAAGUGCCCAGAAAUCAAGUAGCAAUAUUAUUUUAUUACGGGAACGGAUUAUAUCCUUGCAGCAACAAAACAGUGUACUACAGAAUGCCAAAAAAACAGCUGAAUUGUCUGUUAAAGAAUAUAAGGAAAUCAAUGACAAGCUCCUUCAUCAGCAGCAAAUAUCCGAUCAAAGAUUUCAGACAAGCCGGCAGACUGUAAAGAAACUAAAUUUGGAUUUGGCUGAGCUUCGGAAAGAAAAAGAAGAUUUGCUAAAGAAAUUAGAGUCCUCAUCUGAAAUUACAAGUUUGGCAGAAGAAGUAACGCGGGCAACAGUUCCACGGAUACAAGUUACAUCACUUGCUCCUUCAAGGAGCAUGGAUUUGGAAUUGAAGCAACUGCAGUGUAAACUAAAGAAUUCAACUAAUGAACUCACUAAACAGUCAUCAAAUGUGAAGUCUCUGAAAUUCGAACUUCUAGCAAAAGAAGAACACAUAAAGGAAAUGCAUGAAAAGGUGUCUCGAAUGGAGAGGGAUAUAACCAUGAAAAGACAUUUGAUAGAGGACUUGAAAUUUCGACAGAAAGUAAACUUGGAAAGUAAUGAGAGUAUUAAUGAAAUGUUAGAAAAUCUUGAAAAAAAGGUGAAGACAUUAACUGAAGAGUGUUCUAAUAAGAAGGUAUCAAUGGAUUCACUAAAGCAAAGACUUAAUGUUGCUGUGAAAGAGAAGUUGCAGUAUGAACAGAUGUAUCAGAAAACUAAAGAGGAGUUAGAAAAAAAGGAGCUCAGGCUUACUCUACUAGUAUCCAGAGUAAAUGAAACUGAAUCCGCAAUGGCAAAAAUUGAAACAGAAGCAUCAAAGCAGCUUCAAGGAUUAGCAAUGCAAAGUGAGCAGGCCCUAGAAGGUGCAAAGAAGAAAUUGCUGUUAGCCAAUGAGAAAGUAGAAGAAUUCACCAUAUUUGUAAAGGCUUUGGUCAAAGAGUUACAAAAUGAUGUUCAUGUGAUAAGGCGAAAAAUUAGAGAGCUUAAAAAAAUACAGAAAAACAAGACUGGUUAUAAAACCUCAACCCAUAAAGCCCAGACCUUGGCAGCAUCUAUCCUGAAUAUUUCACAGUCAGAUCUAGAGGAAAUAUUGGACACAGAAGAUGAAGUGGAAACUGAAAGGGCAAAGAUAGAUGCUGAAAAUGACAAGGAGUGGUGGUUGUACAUUCAGAAACUUCUUGAAGGACAGCUUCCUUUUGCCUCAUAUUUACUAGAAGCAGUACUGGAGAAAAUAAAUGCAAAAAAGAAACUGACAGAAGAAUAUUUCACAAUUAUGAAAAAUAUUAGAUGAUAUUACAAUGGAGAGCUUUUCUCAAAAUGUGAAAACUUUUUAUGUGGUGUUAUUAGAAAAACAUGCAUUACAAUCCUGAUACAGUAUCUGCUCCAACUAUCAAUAGUCAGGUUCAAUACCAAAAUAAGAAGUCUCAAAAUAAUUAAUUGCUGAACAAGUGAAACUAAUUAAGUGCAUAUCCAUUUAAUGGGAAAUGGUGUAGUAUUUGAUUGUUGAAUACAAAUUUUGCCAGAAAUCAAUGCAAACUUAAAAAUGAUUUUUCUUCCAGUACAUUAGAAGAAGCUAGAACAAGCUUGGCACACAUAAUGAUUCUGAGUAUAAAAAGAGAAAAUUGUAAACUGAGGAUUUAAUAUUUUAAGUUUUUUACAGAAACUGGAAUUUUUACAUAAAACUACUAUAAAUUGCCUUAAGUGAUACAGUGAGCAACAUACUUGUAAGCAAUUAUAAAUGAAACAUCUUAAGAAUGGGCAUUUAAUAAAAUAGAUUGUGUGGUCCAGUAUAUGUGUUCUCCUUGACAUACAAUUUUCCCAAUUCACAGGAGAACAAGAGUCAGAAAAAAUUACAAAAUUUAAAAUGGAAUAUCUCAUACACAAUAUUUUAUAAAAAUAAAAAUGAGGCUACAUAGUACUACUUGGAUACCAAAACCAAAGACAAUAUAAAACAUAAAAUGUGGCAGGCUGAAUAUGAACCCCCAAGAUGUCUAUGUCCUAGUCCCUUGAAUCUAUGAAUAUAGUAACAUUUAUGGCAAAGGGAACUUUGCAGGUAUGAUUAAAUUAAUGAUCCUAAGAUCCAGAGAUUAUCCUGGAUUAUUCAUAUAGGGGCCCCAUGUAAUUGCAAGUGUCCUAAGAAAAGAGACACAGGAAGAGUCAGAAUCAGACAGAAAGGGACAUGAUGACUCAAGCAAAGGAACAGAGAAAUAGAAUGAAGAUGCUAUACUGCCGGCUUUAAAGAUGGAGAAAGGAGACCAUGAACUAAAGGAUAUAGGCUACCUCUGGAAGUUGGAAAAAGCAAGGAAAUAGAUUCUCCCCAGAGCCUCGAGAAGGAACCAUCCCUGCUGACAUCUUAACUUUAACCCAGUGAAAUUGAUUUUGGACUUCUGGUCUCCAGAACUGUACAAAAAUAAAUUAGCAUUGUUUUAAGCCACCAAAUGUGUGGUAAUUUGUUACAGCACCAAUGAGAAACUAAUACAAUGUACUAAAAUUUCUUUUAGUAGAAAAGAAUUUUACCUCUAUGUUCAUGAGGGAUAAUGUUCAGACGAAACAAGAUCAAGGCUGAUUCAGUUUUUGAAAAUCAAUCAGAUUCUAGCCAGCACAAUGGCAAGAAAGUAAAAUAAAACACAUACAGAUUAGGAAGGAGAAGUAAAGCUGUCUCUGUUUUCAGGUAACGUGAUUCUCUGUAGAAAAUCCCAAGUAAUCUGGGGAAAAAAAAAGACAAACAGUUGGAGUAGGUCUCAAGAUACAAAAUCAACACACAAAAAUCAAUUGUAUUUCUAUACACUAGUAAUGAAAAUGUAGAAACUGAAAUGUAAAGUGCAGUACCAUUUAUAAUUGCUCAAAUAAAUGAAAUGCUUACAUGUAAGUCUAAUAA
This is a messenger RNA of Choloepus didactylus (southern two-toed sloth), 5869 nucleotides long. RefSeq names its product centlein (gene CNTLN). Gene Ontology annotation, biological process: centriole-centriole cohesion; protein localization to organelle. Lineage: Eukaryota; Metazoa; Chordata; Mammalia; Pilosa; Megalonychidae. The record is from RefSeq and is a predicted model, not a curated record. Gene Ontology annotation, cellular component: centriole; centrosome.